This is a messenger RNA of Dicentrarchus labrax (European seabass), 1774 nucleotides long. RefSeq names its product prostate stem cell antigen. The record is from RefSeq and is a predicted model, not a curated record. Bases 316 to 702 code for a protein of 128 amino acids. Lineage: Eukaryota; Metazoa; Chordata; Actinopteri; Moronidae. The transcript is spliced from 3 exons.
GAGUGACAUAAAGAGAAAAACUCAAAGAUGACCUCAGGGUGCUGACAUACAAAGUUACAACAUUUUUACCACUUUAUCAGCUUAAUACUUAAACACAGCAGAAGUAACGCGGAAGAAACAGUGAGGAACAGACUGAGGGUGUGGACUUCAAAGACCAGGAGAAAUUUAAUUUGGGAAUGAGUUGGGGGACGUAUCGAAUCAGCAGCAGCAGUUAGUUUGAUGACAGAGCUGUAACGUUCCCCCCCGAGACAAGAUUUUUGGACGUUCUUGAAAAGUUACCUGUAAACAAUUUGAGGACUUCUUACUGGAAGAAUCAUGUCUCGUGCACAACUUCUGAUUGUACUCCUACUGUGUUGUCUACCUUUGGCAGCCUGUUUGACCUGUUACACCUGUGUAUUCCCCUCCAUCUCUCCUCUGGACUGCUUCAAGUUUCCUCAGGAGUGCCCAGCUGGGCAGCGCUGCCUGUCUAGUACUGCAAUAGGAAGACGGGGCGCACUACAAGUAACAAUGUACGAGAAGAGCUGCGCCAUCCUCUCCCAGUGUGAUGUGAGUGGACAGAAAUACGCCUCGGGCCUCUACUUCAACUACACCAACGUCUGCUGUGAUACAGACCUGUGUAACGGGGCUGCGUCCACUGCUGCCCUCAGCUGGGGAGGACUCGCUCUCUGCCUGCUGCCUACACUCACUCUCCUGCUCGCCUGAGCAUCAGAAGGGGAGGCGGGGUGUCUACUUGGGGUCAAGCUUAACACCUAAUAUCGAGGGUUUAAGUGACCUGGAAAAGAAGUACACUCACAGGCACAUGAGCAUGCACUUGUUCUCUCAAAUAAAGAGUGACCAGAAAAUGAUGUGAGUUUUUUAGAAGCCAAUAUUAUUUUAUUAGUUUAAUUUAGUUUUUCUAACCAUAGUAUCUGUUAAAAAUGUCAAAAUAUAAAUCAAUAAUUCAAUUUGACAUUACGUUACAAAUCUGUCAAGACCACGAUUGACCAAAUCAGUAAAAAUAACUUAUAUGACACCAAAAUAUAUCUCACCUCAAGGUCUAUUUUGAGGCUGUUGUGGAGCUUUUCAAUCACAUCACAUGAUCUUCAUCAGGAGACAAGAUUUUUCUCGGUUGUCUUGGAGAUCACAUUUUUUUACGAGCACUGUAAGGGCCUCCUGUCUAUUUGGGAUUAAAAUGUGGUUCAAAGUUCAAUCUUGAAUUUGGAAAACAGAAAAAUUCCACCUCAAGGUCCAGUGUGUAGCUGUUCUGGAGCUUUUGACCAGGUGUCCCACUUUGUGUGGGACUGCACAGCACUAUUUUCUUGUCCCACAUGUUGACCCAUUAAGUCCCGAAACUUUCUCCUUUCUCUCCUUUGCUGAGAGGGACAGAGCAGAACUGAAGGGUGUAGUUACACUUUGAGUUCAAAUGUUAAUUUUUGACCUUGGAAAUGGAAGACAGUUUGCCACUGGAGACCACGAGAUACGAUAGAAAGCUCCAGAGCAGAAACUAAAUGGACCUUGAAAUGAGACGGUUUAGUCAAGAAGGAGCUUUUACACAAACAUGAAUGAGAAGCUGUUAAAAUACUCAGAAAAAGUGGGAAUUUAAACAUAAAACAUACGAUGAAAAGUUGCCGUCUCAGUAUUAUUCUUGUUAUCUGUGCUCUACUUAAAGCUUAUUAGCUAUGUAUGUACAUGUAUUAUUGUUUGCACCUUUUUGUGUCCCUUCGUCUUGACCAUCUCCAUGUUGUUACCCUUGACAACGGUUAAAAAGAAAAUAAAAACACAUCAAUCACUGGUU